ACGCAAAAGCACAAAAUCGCACGCUCGCAACCAGGCAAAGCAGAGCUGAGCAUCUAGAAUCUACGUAUACAAGUGUACUUCCAUGUCGUCGGCCUAUCGCUGAAGAAUGCUCGUAUCCUCUGCAUCUGCUUGAACCUUGUGAAAACCUCAACUCGUCUGUUGCUUGUCGCUCAAAUGGGCCGCUCAGCAGUCUUCGUCAUGGGCCCUGCCGGCUCUGGCAAAACCACAUUCUGUGCUGCUCUCAUGACGCACAUCAAAGAGAUUGGACGUCGUGCCUUCUUGGUCAACCUCGACCCAGCAGCUGAAGAGUUUGCUUGGGAGCCAACGGUCGACAUUCGCGAUCUCAUCUCCCUCACUGAGGUCAUGGAAGAAAUGGACUACGGCCCAAAUGGAGGUCUAGUUUAUUGCUUCGAGUUUCUCAUGGACAAUCUCGACUGGUUUGAGGAAGAGAUUGGCGACUUUGAGGACGACUAUCUCAUCAUCGACAUGCCUGGCCAAAUUGAGCUGUACACGCAUAUUCCAAUCCUGCCAGCGCUUGCAAAACACUUGCAAGCACACAUGGGCUUCAAACUAUGUGCUACGUAUCUUCUCGAGUCACCUUUCAUUAUCGACAAGCCCAAGUUCUUCGCCGGUGUCAUGAGUGCGAUGAGUGCAAUGGUCAUGCUCGAGGUACCUCACAUCAAUAUUCUCAGUAAGAUGGAUCUCAUCAAGAACGAGAUUACUCGCGGCGAAUUGAAGCGAUUUUUGGAUCCGGACCCACUGAUGCUUGUCAACGAGGCGAACAGCAAGACAAAUCCACGCUUUCAUGAUCUCAAUUCUGCCAUUGUUCAAUUGAUUGAUGACUUCAAUAUGGUGUCAUUCCUGCAGCUAGAAGCUCGCAGUGAAGAAUCAGUCGCAACGAUCUUGAGCUAUAUCGAUGACUGCACGCAGUGGGCGGAGGAUCAGGAACCCCAAAUGAAGGAAGAUCAGGAAGUCAAUGAGAUGGAAGAUGCGUAUGGCGAUGACUAAAACUUAGUGACAUGCCUCUUCCCAAAUCAUGUCGAGCUAUCUAAUGGUCUGUGAUUAAGAUUUCCGGAAGUUUGCCCCUCGUCAUGCUUUCCAUUCUCGUAAAGGGGGUUCCGUCUCGAACGACACGAACAUUCAAUUGUAUCCGCCUCAGGAAUUGUGGCUUCAGUACUUCAAUCAGGCAGAGCAUUGUUCGGGAUCACUCUGCUCGACUGUGCACACAACAUCAAUUCGCUCGAAUAAGAUUGGCAAUUGUCUCUGGCGAUGGAAUAACAGGCAAGGUUGCUAAAUGAUUUCAGCAUGUAGCCAAAGCUAUAGAUGCACCGUACGAAUGCGAUAUAUGAUGGUCGUCAGGUAGCACUCAUAUGCCAGAAGGAUGUAUACAUGGACACUCGAGCU
Molecule: messenger RNA, 1404 nt
Organism: Protomyces lactucae-debilis
Lineage: Eukaryota; Fungi; Ascomycota; Taphrinomycetes; Taphrinales; Protomycetaceae
Product: GPN-loop GTPase 3-like protein
Exons: 1
Coding region: 175-1008 (277 amino acids)
Molecular function (GO): GTPase activity
Source: RefSeq, a predicted model, not a curated record